AUGGCGGAAUUGAGAAAUCGCAAGGGCGGGGUGGCUGCCGAGCCUGCGGCAGCCGACUCCACCCCCAAAGUGAUGGUCAAGCCCAAAAAGAAGUCCAAUGCCAAGUACUUCCAGGCCAACCUGGUGCUGACUCUGCUGGCGUUUCUGACCCGAUUCAUCAUGCUCUCGCACCCCGACGAAGUGGUGUUUGACGAGGUCCACUUUGGCAAGUUUGCCUCCUACUACCUCCAGCGAACCUAUUUCUUUGAUCUCCAUCCUCCCUUCGCCAAGCUGCUUAUUGCUGCUGUUGGCUGGCUGAUCGGCUACGACGGAUCCUUCAAGUUUGAGAACAUUGGCGAGAACUACAUCACCAACAACGUUCCCUAUGUCGCCUACCGAGCGCUUUCGGCCUCCCUGGGCUCCCUGACCGUCCCCAUUAUCUUCAAGACCCUCCAGUACUCUGGCUACUCCGUGGCUGCUUGCACCAUUGGAGCCGCCAUUGUGUGUCUGGAUAACGCCCAUAUCAACGACUCGCGACUGAUUCUGCUAGAUGCCACCCUCAACAUCUCCGUGGCCCUGUCGCUCUUCUGCUACGUGCGGUUCUCCAACCAGCGAAAGUCCCCCUUCUCUCUAGCCUGGUGGACGUGGCUCUUCUCCACCGGUAUCGCCCUCUCCUGCACCAUCUCCACCAAGUAUGUCGGAGUCUUUACCUUCAUGGCCGUUGGCGGCGCCGUCGUUUACGAUCUGUGGCUGCUGCUGGAUUACGAGAAGUCUGGUCUCUCGAUGAAGGACUUCCUUUGGCACUUUGGAGCUCGAGCCUACGCUCUCAUCCUUGUUCCCUUUGUUAUCUAUCUCGCCUGGUUCCAGGUCCACUUUGUGGUUCUGAACCGAUCUGGCCCCGGAGACGCUUUCAUGUCCCCUGACUUCCAGGAGACUCUGGGAGAUAACUUCCUGGCCCAGCAGGCCCGAGACGUCGAGUUCUACGACAUUGUGCGGUUUAAACACAAGUCAACCGGCGCUCUGCUGCACUCCCACGAUGCCCGAUACCCUCUGCGAUACGAGGAUGGUCGAAUUUCGUCCCAGGGCCAGCAGGUGACUGGAUACUCCACUGCUGAUCCUAACAAUGCCUGGCAGAUCCUCCCCGAGAAAGACUUCCCCGAGGACCAGCGAGUUGGCCACCCUGUCUACGGAUCGAACAAGGUCCGAUUCCGACACCUUGCCACCAACACCUACCUUCUGACCCACGACGUGGCCUCUCCUUACUUCCCCACCAACCAGGAGUUCACGACUGUGUCUCCCGAGGUUGCUGCCGAGCGAUACAACGAGACCAUCUUCGAGGUGCGACUCAACACUGGCAAGUCCAACAACGUGCGAACCAAGGCCGCCGAGUUCAAGCUGAUCCACGACAAGACCAAGGUCGCCAUGUGGUCUCACAGUAAACUGCUCCCCGAGUGGGGCUUUGGCCAGUUUGAGAUCAACGGAAAUAAGAAUACCCAGGACCCCACUAACACCUGGACCUUCGACGAGAUUGUCGGUCUGUCUCCUGAGCGAGCGGCCUUCACCCCCAAGAAGACCCGUCAGAUCCCCUUCCUGCAAAAGUACCUUGAGCUUCAGGGAACCAUGUUCCGAGAGAACAACGCUCUGACCGCCUCUCACCCCUACGCCUCCGAGCCCAUCACUUGGCCCUUCCUCAUUCGAGGUGUGUCUUUCUGGACUAACGCUCCCAACCGAGCCCAGAUCUACUUCCACGGUAACUUUGUCGGCUGGUACAUUGAGGACAUUGUCAUUGCUCUGUUUGUUGGCGCGAUUGCUGCCGACCAGUUUAUGCGAAAACGACAGAUCACCACCUUUGGCCGACGAGCUUCCUCAAAGCUCUACCACUCCAUGGGCUUCUUCUUCCUUGCCUGGAGCACACAUUUCUUCCCCUUCUUCCUCAUGGGUCGACAGAAGUUCCUGCAUCAUUACCUUCCCGCUCAUCUGUGCGCUGCUCUGCUUGCCGGUGCCGGCUUCGAUUUCAUCUUUGGUGAGUUCGACCGACUCGACGAGGAGGCCAACGCUUCCAAGAAGGAUCUGGAGUACACCCAGCGAAAGAACAAGCCUCUCCAUUUGGCCACCAUCACUGUUCUCAUUCUGCUGACCGCCUGCUUCCUCUUCUUCUGCCCUCUGACCUACGGACUGGCUAACCAGAGCGUCCAGGCCAUUCAAUGGCGACAGUGGAUGAAGUUUGAGCUUCAUUUCAGCAAGUAG
Molecule: messenger RNA, 2226 nt
Organism: Yarrowia lipolytica CLIB122
Lineage: Eukaryota; Fungi; Ascomycota; Dipodascomycetes; Dipodascales
Biological process (GO): protein O-linked glycosylation via mannose
Cellular component (GO): membrane; endoplasmic reticulum
Molecular function (GO): dolichyl-phosphate-mannose-protein mannosyltransferase activity
Source: RefSeq, a predicted model, not a curated record